UAAAAGAAAGUACCCUGCAUUGUUGCACGUAGUGCAGUUUGGGAGUCGUCAGAGCAAACGGUUCUUUAUACGGACUGAUCGCCACGAUUUAUAAGGUUUACUGCUGUGUCUAGCCGUGUGCAAGUCUACCUGUGAUCCACCAUGAAGCUUCUCACAGCCGCCAUCUUUCUGACCUCCAUCGCUGGUAUCGUGGGUAUCAAGUGUUACAACUGUCACUCAGGGAAUGGUGCCCCCGGUGAAACCAAUGCCUGCCACGAUCCGUUCAACGCGACAGGUCCUAACGUUGAGGAGACUGACUGCGGAGCUGAUGCGGGUUUUUCUUGCACUAGCAUGUUGCAAGUCAUUGGUGAGUCGGAUGCGGUUACAAUGAGGAGUUGUUCCCAGACUGACCAUUGUUUCAAGAUAGGUGGUUGCGUCGCCGGCACUAUUGGCCGGAUGUCUAUUACAGCCUGCUGCUGCAGUGGGAACCUGUGCAACGAUGGACCUGUAGCAGCUCCUACAACUCCUAUACCUAAUACAACUCCUAUACCUAAUACACCUCCUAUACCUAAUACACCUCCUAUAGCUACAGCUCCACCGUGCACGUGCAACGGAGCUGGGUCGGUGACCGUCAACAUCAUCACUACCGUUGCCAUUAUCUUCAUGGCAAUGCUGUUUACACUGUAAACUAUAUUAUCCCCGCAUGUACCGUUGAACUCAAUAUUGACCGGACUUGUUGACAAUACGACUGUUCCGUGAAAUAAUUAUCCGCCAUAUUUGUUACCCCAUAAAAAUGGGGUUUCUUUCCAAUUUGGCCUGCUGCUACGGAACCCCUAAAGUGACAUUCAAUAUUUCGUUAUAUCUCGUGCGCACAAAAUAAGUAUUUCGCGCGCACGAGAUAUAUCUCGUGCGCACGAAAUAAGCUCGUGAUGUGCGCACCGAUAAGUCAUUAGAUGUUUCGUGCGCACGAAAUGAAAAUGUUGUUGAAAGGACCUUUAUGGGCUCCGUAUUAUACUGCGGGAUUACAAUUUUGUAAUUUCUAUAAUUUUUAAUUUGAAAUGUUUUAUUUUAAUUCUUAAUUUUUAAUUGUGUAUUUUUCUGUGAGCGUCUUCCAUCGAGUCUUCCAUGUUUCCGCGAUGAUUACGAACAAAGCUGUGGCGAACUGUUUUCCAUCACGACUGCCAUAUUUUGUUAUGCGCAUGCGCAGUGGGAAUACCAACAUGGCUUUAAUUCAGUUUCAUAGUUAAUUAAGCACGUAGUUUUGAUAAAGAUAAAAACAGACUGCGAAAUCAUAUUCAGAAAUGGCGUUUUUUUGGGUUAAUGUUUGUAACAUGACCUGUUAGUUCAUUGAGUCAAGACUGAGGUCUAUACUAUGAAGUCUUGGAAAUAGCGUAUAUAAAUAGUAUGAUAGUUCUUGAGUCAAGACUGAGCCUGAGGUUUAUACAAUGUACUAAGAAGUCUUGGAAAUAGCGUAUAUAAAUGAUCUGAUAGUUUAUUCAGUCAAGACUGAGGUAUUUACUAUGACGUCUUGGAAAUAGCGUAUAGAAAUGAUAUGAUAGUUAAGUUCUUCAUAUUUAUAUAUUUACAGCAACAAUACAACAUCUGAGAGCUUUCAUAAGUUCUCUGAAAACAGUCGAUAACUCUGGAUUACAAUAGAACGAAAACCUGAGUGAUGAUAGAUAAACUUAUAGAAAGAUGAAAAGAAAAUACCAUAAGGAGCAGAUAAAGAAAAGACCACUACACGGAGCACUUUGUCAUGUUCAACAUUAUCUAAAAUAAUUAUUGGUUGAAAAUAAAAUGAGAGAAAAAUGUAAAAUCUGA
Messenger RNA from Patiria miniata (bat star), 1800 nucleotides. RefSeq lists its product as uncharacterized. Gene Ontology annotation, biological process: regulation of synaptic transmission, cholinergic; positive regulation of voltage-gated potassium channel activity; sleep. The record is from RefSeq and is a predicted model, not a curated record. The coding region runs from base 142 to 666 and encodes 174 amino acids. The transcript has 4 exons. NCBI's taxonomy places the organism in Eukaryota, Metazoa, Echinodermata, Asteroidea, Valvatida, Asterinidae.